Saccharomyces eubayanus is the source of this 4071-nucleotide messenger RNA. It is a transcript of the gene RAV1, whose product is annotated as Rav1p. The record is from RefSeq and is a predicted model, not a curated record. Gene Ontology annotation, biological process: vacuolar acidification. The transcript has a single exon. The coding region runs from base 1 to 4071 and encodes 1356 amino acids. Lineage: Eukaryota; Fungi; Ascomycota; Saccharomycetes; Saccharomycetales; Saccharomycetaceae. Gene Ontology annotation, cellular component: RAVE complex. Gene Ontology annotation, molecular function: protein binding.
AUGUCACUGAACUUUCUGCCAGGGCGUCCUAACGAUACUCCCCAGACGGCGUGCCAAGCAACAUGGCAAAAGCAUACCCUCUUCGCAUACUGUUCUGGGAAUAACUUAAUCAUCCUCUCCAAUAAGUUCACCAGGCUGCAGACCAUAUACACACAAGCGGACUGUACCGCAGUCGAUAUCAACAGCCAGAAUGGGUUUAUUGCCCUAUCUUUCCAUAAUAGGGUCCUCAUCUACAAGCCUAUUCAUCAAAUCAUGCAGAACCCCAAGUGGACUCAGUGUUGCCAGUUGUUUCAUGACGAUACUCCGGUGAACUGCCUAAGAUGGUCUUCCGAUAACGAACUAGCCAUUGGGUCUGAUUUUCUCUCAUUUUGGAAAAUUAAGGAUAAUUUUGGGAUAUAUCAACCUAUUUUACAAUGGAAUCAAAAGCAACCUAAACCCGUUUACAAUGUAAUCAUCUCACAAGACUCGCAAUUAAUAGUUAGUGUUGGGAAAUAUGAUUCCAACGCCAAGUUAUGGAAGCGUAUUUCCAUGGUUGGAGAGCAAGUCAUUUUCAAUCUAACCAUGCUGGCUCACCCGAAGCCCAUAACUGCAAUGAGAUGGAGGCAUGAGCCUGAUCUGACAAACAGAAAGAACACACCUUCGCGGACACUUUAUACAUUGUGCGAAGAUAAAGUACUAAGGAUAUGGUCUUGUUUUGAAAUGGACAAGAACCAUACUGUGCAGCUAUGGGGCGAAGUACCUCUUUCCCCUACGCAGAAAUUUUGCGUAGUAAUAGAUAAUUGGAUAAUAAAACACAGCCUCAACAAGGAAGCUUUAGAAAGUUACAAUAUAUCCAAAUCAGAUAUUGUUAUUCUAGGUUCAAUGGCUGGGGAAAUGGAAAUUAUAGCUUUACACAAUCUUUCCCAAGACCCGCCAAAACCAAUGACCAAAGAAACUAUAUCACAUAAGAUAAUUGAUAAAGCAACUAUGCUGAACGACACAAAAUACGUAUACUUCCCCGAAGUACAACCCUACGAUGAUUUGAAAGACAAAAUAUCGUUUUUGGUUCAUGAUUUACAAGGUAUGAUAAGACAUUUGCUAAUCGAUCUUCUGCAACUCAUAAGCAGCAGAGACGGGCAUAUAUCCGUCGAUUUGGAACACAAAUUUACAGGGCAUAACAAAUCUGUCCAAAAAUUGGUGAGGAGUAGCGAUGGAGAAGCGUUAUUGACUACUUCUAGAUUCUCAGAAAACUGUGUCUGGUACCCACAAAAGUUGAGUCACGGGGUUUCUUUGCGGUUACAGAAUAUUAUACGUACCGAGUCUCCAAUAAAAUUUGCAGUUGUACAUGAACUGGGUAAACUGGUCAUUUGUUUGCUUGAAAAUGGGGUCUUGCAAGCCUGGGAAUGUCCAACAAACCGAAAAGAGGACAGUGAACAGAAGCAAUCGUAUUUGCGUGCAGAAACUACAUUGGAAGAGAAUAAAUCAAUUCAUCCAAUAGUCAUGUUAAACACACCCGAGUUAAAGCAUAGUCAUGAGCGUCAUUUUAUUGCGUUGAUUUUCUCUGAUGGGUCAAUUAAGGCCUUUGAAGUUUCUUUGACACGCGGUAUUUUUGAAGUCAAAUCCGAUGCUUUGGACAUUCACGGCGACGACAUUUAUAGGAUCUCUAUCAUCGAUCCUGUCCAUCAAACGUUCUUUAGUAACAGGCCUCUUAUUUCCUUAGUAACUAAGAAGGGUCUUACUAGGACAUAUAAAGCCAUUGUCAAUUACGAUGACAGACACGUUCAAUGGAUUAAGGCUUGUGAAAUUAAUACAGGAAUAAUAAACCCCACAUGCAUUAGAGGAUCUUCUACAGGUAAACUGUGUAUCGUCAACUCUACAGGUAAAGUGAUGUCGUUGUGGGAUUUGAAUAGAGCAGUUCUUGAAUAUGAAGAAACAUUUGGUGAUGCUAUCGAAGAUGUAGAUUGGACUAGUACCGAAUAUGGCCAAAGCAUAGUUUCUGUUGGAUUUACAGGAUACGCUUUGUUGUAUACUCAAUUGAGAUAUGAUUACACCAAUAAUACACCUAGUUAUUUACCUAUAGAAAAAAUUGAUAUCACAGCUCACACGGCUCAUAAUAUAGGUGACUCUAUAUGGAUGAAAAACGGAACAUUUAUUGUUGCUUCGGGAAAUCAAUUUUACAUCAAGGAUAAAUCUUUGGAUUUAAAGGAUCCAUUCACAUACCAAUCUAUUGGUUCAAGAAAAAUACUAUCGAAUGACAUACUUCAUUUAAGUAGCGUUUUGAAUGGCCCACUACCAGUGUAUCAUCCCCAAUUUUUAAUUCAAGCUAUUUAUGCCAACAAGUUACAGCUUGUCAAAGAGUUGCUGUUGAGAUUGUUUUUAGCACUAAGAAAGUUGGAUUUCGAAUCACAGGAUGUGUCUAAUUUAGACUCUAAUUUAGGUAUGAAUCCCUUGAAGUUCUUUAUUGCUAAAGACAGAGACUAUCCGACAGAAACGUUCCCUGAUCCAUACCCCAACUUCAACAAGACAGUAUCUGCAGCACUUUCCGAGCAAUUGACGAAAAUCACUCUUCCAUAUUUGACACGUCACCAACAGAUUACACUUAUCACAGUCAUCGAAGCCGUGGAUGAGGUAACUAAAGAUGAAAAUGUGGUGGAUUACAACGGCGUUAGAUUUUUAAUGGGUGUAAAGUUAUUUUUAUCCCACAAAAAUGUUCAAAAGAGUAUUCUGAUGAGAGACGUUUCUUGGGCUUUGCAUUCAGAUAACAAAGAAAUAAUAUUAUCAUUUAUUGACCACCACAUAACUUCAUGGAAUCGUGCGUGCGAAUACAAGAUAGCUUAUUGGAUCAAAGAACAAGAUUUAGUAAAGAAAUUUGAAGAUAUUGCAAAAUAUGAAUUUUCCAAAGAUGACAAGAGAGAUCCAAGUCGGUGUGCUAUAUUCUACCUUGCGUUGAAGAAAAAACAGAUACUAUUAAGCUUGUGGAGAAUGGCUAUUGGUCAUCCUGAGCAACAGAAGAUGAUUAGGUUUAUCAGUAACGAUUUUAGUGUACCUAGGUGGAGAACUGCGGCGCUCAAAAAUGCCUUCGUUCUGCUGAGUAAGCAUAGGUAUAUGGAUGCUGCAGUGUUUUUUCUCUUAACAGGCUCUUUGAAGGAUUGUGUCAAUGUUCUUUGCAAGCAAGUCGGGGACAUGGAUAUGGCUAUCGGUGUAUGUCGUGUUUAUGAAGGUGAUAAUGGGCCUGUGUUGGGAGAGCUAUUAACCACACAAAUGUUGCCUGAGACAAUAAGGGAGAACGAUAGAUGGAAAGCAAGCUUUAUUUAUUGGAAAUUAAGGAAACAAGAAGUAGCUAUUAAAGCUUUGAUGACUGCACCAAUCGAUUUAGAAAACAAUUCUGAGGUUGUUAGCAAAGAAACCUGUGUUAACAGAUCAUUUCUCGUCGAAGAUCCCGCUCUCCUUUAUUUGUACAAUCACUUGAGAAAUAGAAACUUAAAGUACUUUAUUGGGUCUCUUAAUGUUGAAGCCAAAAUUGAAUGUACUUUGAUUUUAAGGGUUACUGAUAUUCUUUGCCGUAUGGGUUGCAACUACUUGGCCGCUUCACUUGUGAAGAAUUGGAAGUUCAUUGAAAGAAAUUCCGUUCCUGUCCAAAAAUUACUAGAGAGUCCCGCAAAAGACAGAACUUAUUCUGUUAUUGGUGCUAUGGCAGCUGAACCAACGUCAACAGCUAGGAUGAGGCCUAGUCUUUUUGAUAAAUUUGGUUCCUCUAACCCCUCAGAGGCAGAGCCUUUCAAAGCCAGUACUACAUUACCAAGUAACUUGUUAGAUGACUUUUCGCAACCACCGCCAAAUAUCUCUUCACCAACGUCCCUCGAUCAAGAUUCUUCUUCGGCACCCAGAAGUCUAUUGGAUGAUUUUGCAUCUCCUUUCUCUUCCCAGCACAAAGAGAACGUAGCUCCAAGCAUGUUAGAUGGCUUUACAGAGAAAACAGAAAACUCUGAAAAUGUGAAUGGGAAAAGUUUACAGAGCAACUUCUCAUCAGAAGAGCCACAGAAUCCAAGAAAAUCGGCUGUGACCAAAAACUUACUGGACGACUUUAUGUGA